GAGAGAGAGUGAGAGUGAGUGUGAGUGAGUGAGUGAGUGCGCAAUGGAUGGAGAGGGUCUCUGAGCUCUGAUCCAGCGCAGCAGAAGGGCUGAUCGGGGAGACGAGAUGUCCAGGGUUUCCCACCCGCAGAUGGUCCUGUUGGUGCUGUUCUCCAUGGGGCUGACCCUCAGUCUGGGCUUCUGGUUGCCGGAGCUCUUGAGUUGGGCUGUCAAACUGUUGGGUUUCACCGACGAGACAGUGACGCACAGUAUCGUGCUGAUGUACUUGCUGUUUGUGCUGUGCGUGGCCAUGCCCUCUCUGCCCAGGGGCUCGGUGAAGGUUGAACACAAGGCUGUCUUUAUCACAGGUUGUGAUACAGGAUUUGGAUUUGCCUUAGCCAAGCAUCUUCAUGCUCAGGGCUUCAUAGUCUUCGCAGGCUGUCUCUUAAAGGACAAAAAUGGCGAAGGUGCUCAAGUACUAGAGAACAUGAAAUGUGACCGAAUGAAUGUGCUUCAGCUGAACGUUUGCAGCGAUGAGGAUGUUGCUCAGGCCGUGGAAUCUGUGAAGAGCCACUUGAAGGAAAACGAAAAGGGUCUCUGGGGUGUAGUGAACAUUGCCGGUGACUCAUCAUUUGGGGAAGUGGAAUUUACAGGCAUGGAGAGGUACAAGGAGCUAGCAGAUGUCAACUUGUGGGGAACAAUCCGAGUCACUAAGGCAUUCCUCCCCCUUAUCCGCAAAGCUACGGGUCGUGUUGUGAACAUAAGCAGUAUGUUCGGGUGCAUGGGCCAGGCUGGCCAAUCUUCCUACUGCAUUUCAAAAUAUGGGGUUGAGGCGUUCUCUGACUGCCUGCGUUAUGAGCUGCAGCACUGGGGUGUCAAAGUCAGCAUAAUCGAACCAGGCAAUUACAGCUUUCUGACCCGUGAGCACAUUGGGAGCACAGCCGACACCAUUUGGAAGGAAAGCUCCGACAGUGUACGGGAAGAUUACGGCAAGUCUCAUUUCGAUCGGCGGACAAUGGCAAUGAAAUCGCAGUGUAGCAAUGGUUCGAAAGACAUUUCUCCCGUCAUUAAUGCAAUGGCUGAUGCACUGACUUCGAAAUAUCCGUAUCGUCGCUACAGACCAAUGGAUACCUACUGGUGGAUUCGACUGCAGAUCCUGACCCAUCUCCCUGAUGCAAUAGCAGACAUGAUGUACAAGUAUUAACCAAGGGUGAAACAAAGAAAUCUCUGAAAUGUUUCACCCCUCUUUUUCAUCAGCCGCUCACUUUCUCCACAAACUGUACUUUCAAGGGCUUAUAACAUAAACCAAACAAGUUCAUCUGAGUCGUGUCUUAAUAGGUUCUGUACAACAAUAUUCACUGUGCCUUUUUUGCUUGCUAAUUGUUGCAAGGCAGCAAAAUACUAAAACAUUUUUAUAAUAUUGUGCAUUGUUUUAAAUACACCAUGAAAUGCAAUGAAAUCAUGAAUGGUUUAUGUUUCUAGUUGAUUUUUGACAUUGGUUCCAUGUGCUUGUGUCCUCCACAAAUCUGGUGCGUACAUUGCCCCUUUAACAUCAUCUGAUGCUGUGAAUUCUCUACCACUGUAUUGAGUAGUUAUAUACUGUACUGCUCUGGUGUGCAUUUUAUGGCUGUGUUUGUGUGGAUGUGCGUGUUUUUAAAAUGAAAAGUUAGCUGUAGAGGGGAGGUAUAUAUAGUGCAGAAAAGGCAGAGAAGCUGAGAUACAUCUGGAUAUAACAGUUGGAUGAUGGGCUUGGGCUUUAAAAGUAUAAAACCUGUAGGUGGAAAAGAAGACUAAGGGAGGGAAAGAGUUCCACAGCUUAGAAGUCUGGAGAAGAAUGAGUAAGUGUAAGAGUGCUUUCAAUUGUGCGGAUGCAGCUAGGAGGAAUGUGUAAGACUUGGCUGAUUCGGAAAGAACAAAAAUGGGAAGUUCAGAGGACCAUAGUAAUAUCAAUUGAUUAGAGAAAGACAAGUUGCAACACAGAAUGUUUGGACAAUACAGGAAAAGAUGUAGUUUAUAGGCAGUGCCUGAUUGUGAUUAGCAAGAAGAGUGUACACAUCAACAACUUGCAUUUAUAUAGCGUCCUUCACACGGGGCAGCGUCUUGGAGUGCUUAACAGUGGUGGAGCCUGACACUGAGCUGGGGGGAGGGUGAAGGUGACUAUAAGCACAGUUGUAGAGGAAGGUUUUCAGUCUUCAGAGUGAAACGUCAAACUCCACAUGCAAGGUGUCACUGAAGUUCAAUUCACAUUAAUGCUACAGAAUUUUGUGCAAAAUGUCUCAUCUGCAACUUUGUUUGAUAAGGCAUUUGAGUCUAAAAUGCUGAAACAGGAAGAGAUUGGGAAACCUCAGCAAAUGAGUGGUUAUUGCAGGGUCAGAGUACUGAUAUCUUCCUGGGGAAAUAAAGGAGAGACACCAGACAGUACAGUACUAUAUAUCUGGAGGAAGAAAAGAGAGAUACUAGUCACUAUACAGAUAUCCAUCUCCCUGAGGGAGUGUGGUAGACAUAAUAAUAAUAAUAAAAUAUAAUAAUAAUCCUUGCAUUUGAUAUAGCGCUUUUCACGUCUUCUUGAUGUCUCAAAGCGCUUCACAGAAUAGACUGUAAAGUGAAUUGACCGUAUAUUUGUGGGCGAAAGGCGUAUCAGCCAGUUUACACAUAUCUCCCUAAUGAAACAGGCGAAAGCCACUUGCCAGUGUACAGAUAUUUCCCUGGGAGAAUGAAGGAGAGACCUGUCAGUUUGCAGACACUAUAUCCUUGAGGGAGUAGAGCACCAAUCACUAUACAGAUAUCUCUCGCUGGUGGAGGGAUCAAGAGACUUCAGUCAGUGCACAGCAGGUAUCUCCCCAGGAGGAAUGGAGUCAUGUAGCUUAGUGUUUAGAGCAGUCGCCUCACAAGCGAGACACCUGGGUUCGAUUCCCGGCAGUGUGAAAUGUUGGGCAAGUUUCCUUACUCCACUCCACUCUGUUUACCUAGCAGAAAGUAGGAACCCGGUUGUUAGUCGAUUGACAGAUCGCUUUUCCUGGGGUAAUAAUUCCUUCAAACAGAAUUAAAAUAUUUUGGUCACUGAAUCCAUGACUGUUUGUGGGACACUGGUGUGUACAAUUGGCUGCUGCGUUUCACCCACAAAAUAUACAGUGAAUUCACUCUACAGUAUAUUCUUUGAAGUGCUUUGAGAUGUCUCAAAGACAUGAUAAGGCACUAUAUCAAAUGCAAAGAACCUGUCCAGACCUCCUACUAGAGGUAGCCCACUUUCAAUAGUGUGCAACUAGUAUAUUAUUCCAUCACUGUGUGAAAUGCCUCUAGGUAUGAAUUGAUCUCAUCAAAAUUGGUUGCAGUUGGCCAUUGAAUGAUCAGGCACAUACCAGUGAAGGUUACCUUUUAGUUCAAAGCUUAUCUUGAUUUCUGUGGUUCAGUAGGCUUGAAGAAGGUACAGUGUAAUCCACAUGCAAUGAACAUCCAAUGCAAGGUACUUGCCGAGGUCAAAGCAAAGGAAACAGAGGAAUGUAUAGUAUAGUCUCUGAGAAUCUGUUUCUGGAGUAGGGAUUACUGAAAAGAGUAAUGAUAACUCUAUCUGGUGCCUCUGAAUUUGGAAUGCUAUUGCACAACUCUGUCCUGUUUAUGCAAUUUUUUUGAUCAAAUAAAAUGAUGAAUUUA
Messenger RNA from Callorhinchus milii (elephant shark), 3630 nucleotides. It is a transcript of the gene bdh1, whose product is annotated as 3-hydroxybutyrate dehydrogenase, type 1. Gene Ontology annotation, molecular function: oxidoreductase activity. The coding region runs from base 107 to 1183 and encodes 358 amino acids. Lineage: Eukaryota; Metazoa; Chordata; Chondrichthyes; Chimaeriformes; Callorhinchidae. The record is from RefSeq and is a predicted model, not a curated record. The transcript has 5 exons.